Molecule: messenger RNA, 2787 nt
Organism: Drosophila takahashii
Lineage: Eukaryota; Metazoa; Arthropoda; Insecta; Diptera; Drosophilidae
Product: aminopeptidase N
Biological process (GO): proteolysis; peptide catabolic process
Cellular component (GO): cytoplasm
Molecular function (GO): zinc ion binding; metalloaminopeptidase activity; peptide binding
Source: RefSeq, a predicted model, not a curated record
UGUAAAAAAUAAAAAAUAUUUUAAAUUUACAGUAUUUGAUUGGCGUUCUAGAAUCGAGUCCUUUAAUUCAGCAUGUUGAUAUGCCUAUCUAGUCUCUAUGAAGUGUUACUGCUAUUGGUUCUGUUUCAAAUCGCCUGUUGUGCAAAAGUUCCAGGCGUCUAUGAUGAGCCACGUUUACCGACGACUAUUAGGCCCUUUCACUAUGAUAUAAGAUUAACAACCCACCUGGAGAACUCGGGUAACCACAGCUACAAUGGUAACGUGAACAUUUCCCUCCACGCUCAAAAAACCACCUAUCAAGUGGUGCUCCAUGUGGCCGGUGUUAAAAUCCAGGCCAAGAAAAUAAAGCUAUUCGGUGAGAAAUCGAACUUUCAGCUACUAACCGUCAAGUUCAAUAAAAAACGGCAGUAUAUGAUGUUAAAAUUCAACCAGCCUCUAAGGCUGGGCAAGACCUAUAUCCUAAGUAUUGAGUUCGGUCGGUCGAUGAGCAAGGAAUCGGAGGAUGGUUACUUUAUACGUCACUAUGUGAAUGCAAAGAACUCAGAGAAAAUCUGGUAUUCCAUCUCCCAUUUUGAUAGAAACUUCAUAAGGAACGCCCUGCCCAGUUUCGAUGAGCCCGGCUUGAAAGCCACCUUCAAUGUGACCAUGGGUCAUCACAAGCUAUUCCAGAGCUACAGCAACAUGAAUGUGCGAGCUGUGUUGCCCAACCUUGAUAUUCCGGACUAUGUGUGGUCUGUGCACGAGGUGACUCCUUUGAUCUCCACCCAUUUGCUGGCCAUCUCGGUGAACAACUUCACAUGUCGUUUCACCCAGGCCGCCAGUGCAAAUCCCGUGAAAUUCCGCACCUGUUCCCAGUCGGCUGAUGUCCGUGAGACGUCCUUUGCCGCACAAAUGGCUCCUCGGCUGCUGGAGUUCCUCGAUGGUCUGCUGAAAGUGCCCCUGCCGCUCGAAAAGAUCGAUCAACUGGUGGUGGAUGAUUUGCCCAGCGAAGUUGCCGGGCAUCUCGGCCUGAUCAUCUACCAAAGCAAACCGAUUUUGCAUCGUGAAGAUGGUCCAAUGACACGGUCCAAACUGCAGGCCCUCCAGCUGAUGGCAAAUGGAAUGGCCCACAUGUGGUUCGGCAAUCUUCUGGGCAACGACUGGUGGUCGGAACUCUGGCUAACGGAGGGUCUAGCCGGCUACUUUGAGACGUUAACCAUGGACCACGUGAAACGGGGAAUGGGUCGUCGUCUGCGGUUGCGCAACCGCGAAGCUUCCUUGAUGUACGAAUCGCAGGUGGGCGGCCUAUCCUUGGAUCUCUUUUGGCCUCCAGCCACUGCAGAGGUGGAGAAGCACCUGUUCCAAAAGGCGACCAAUCUAAUUGGCAUGGUGAACGGCUUCCUGGGCAACGCCACCUUCUACGAUGGACUUCAGCGGCAUUUGUGGCAGAACUCUUUCGCCAGCAGCACCGCGGAUCUCUUUUGGCGAUCCCUGCAGUUGGCCAGCGAAAGGGAGUUUUCUUCCGCUCCAAAAUCUUGGGAUGUGAGGAGUAUUAUGGAGACCUGGACCCGGCAGAGCGGCUAUCCAUUGGUCACGGUCAUCCGAAGGGGUCAUAAUAUUGUACUGUUGCAAGGAACUGCCUUGAACAGGAGCCGAUCGGAUCUGUGGUGGAUUCCCCUGACCUACACUAUCGAGGGGGAGGCGAUGCCCAAAGAAACGAGGGCAAGGGCCUGGCUCAGUCCGUCUCACAGUCCCUAUCAACUGGACGAGAUAGUGCCCCAUAGUCAGUGGAUCCUUCUCAAUCUCCGGGCCACCGGCUACUACAGGGUAAACUAUGACGAGCACACGUGGCAGUUACUGGCAGCCACGCUCCUCGACGACUUCCGCAGCAUCCACGUACUGAAUCGAGCCCAAAUCGUCAGCGAUAUCCUGUUCUUGUGGAAGCAGGAGCUGGUCAGCUGGACCACUGUCCUCAAUGUGCUCAGGUACAUUGUCGACGAGGACGAGUACGAACCCCUGAUGGCCUUUGUUGUGGGCGUGACAAAUGGUCUCUGGGGCAUCUCGCCGGAGAGCUCACUUUCCAUUGCGAAAUGGCUGAGUAUUGCUGGCAGGUGGUAUGCGGAGUUCAUCAGUUACACGUUCGACAAAUUCGUGCUGCAGGAUCGGAAUCAGAAUAGCCUCGACUACCCCGAUUAAGGGGACCACAAACUAAUGGGCCCAACCAGAUACACACCCACUUGGCCAUCCGGACUGCUUUUUCUUCGGGAGUUGGGAGAGGAGACGGCGAAAUGAAACCGCCAUCAAUGAACCGCAAUUGUAUUUGUUUGCAAAUAACUGAGCGUUAUCUGAGACUAUUUAUCUUUAUCUGCAACAACAGCAGAAGCAGCUCCGCACAAUGCCGAAGGACCAAAGGAGCCAGGAAGGAGCAGCCAGCCACUGGGAACCGAGAGAGCUGGGGAUCCACUUACAGCCAAGGCGCCAACUGAAAUAAUGAUGCAGGCGAAAUAACAAUAAAGGCGGGGCCGCCAAGAGGAGGGAACUGGGCUGGUAUAAAGGACACUAUCGAUGCUUCUUUUCCUUCCGCAGCGGUAAAGACAAUGCCAGACCCCUAAUACUGCAGCCAUUUCCAUGGCAAUGCAAUGGACUCGCCCUGCCAAGCAAAUCACUUUGGCCGGCGGAGGGUUCAAGUUAAGGUCUUAAGGGUCAAUGCAAAGUUUUGCGGAAGAAACUUAAUCGAAGAAAUAUGAAGUAAAGUACCAUGAUUUUAGAAACAUUGUGUGAAUAAAAAAAAGCGCUUGAAAAUUCCAA